Cladocopium goreaui is the source of this 588-nucleotide messenger RNA. NCBI's taxonomy places the organism in Eukaryota, Dinophyceae, Suessiales, Symbiodiniaceae. The record is from the annotation of a GenBank genome assembly.
AUGUUAGCGCUUGAGGCGCGAUGCUUGCGUUUCCGCAACGUGCCAGAGGGCUAUACCAGUAGCUUGAUGAGAGAAGAGUUAGAGGACGAAGGCUUCGGUCCUGAUGAGGUCUUGUACCUCUUACACGACAUGCAGCAGCACCAGACCUACGUUUUCGCCGCCAGCGCUCGCGUGGCGCAGCAGAUCGUGACCAACUUCGAUGGUCGGCGCCUGGAACGACUGGGGCCUGGCGAGUUGCCAGACAGCGGUCGGAGCACUCAGAUGGGGAAAUCGGGCUUGGGUGGACCCGAUGGACCAUGGUGGAAUGAGGCACCCAGACCAGUCUCGCCCCUUCAACGCUUGACGCGGCUGCAGUUGAACGACAACCCACUGGUGAAUGAGCUGAUGGAACAGUACAGGCCCUGGAUCUUGCGGCUGUCUCCCCAAGUGGAGGAGCUGGACAACGAGACCGUCAGCGAGGUGGACCGCCGCGCCGCGUUGCCGCCGGCGAUGUCCAUGGUCGGCAUGGUGGGCAUGGGCCGAGCGGUGGCGAGGCGAGAUGCCGGGAGCGAUGCCGGGAGCGUCCCAGCAGAGGAUCAAAAGGUAUGA